GAACUUUUAUAAUGAAGGACUGCGUCUAAUUAAACAAUUCAUUGUAGAUUUUUUUCACCCUCUCAAUUAAACAGCAGAGCUAGAGGGAGAACUGCUAUUGGUUCUUGGGCUCUAGCGUUAUAAUGAAGAAGUUGACAGUUGCCCUCGAACGAUGUCUGCCUAUUGGCAGACAAUAAGACAGCAUUCUGCCUUCUGUAAAUAGAUUAUUGUACUUGGUGAGGGAGGAGGAGGAGCUUGGAAUGGCUACAUUGAGCCAGCUUGGCUGGCUGCCAUAAAGCUAAGUUCAGCUGGAAAGACCGCAUCUUGGCUGAUUCAGUAUUUUACUGAUGCAUGUGUCAGGAAGCUUUUUCCUGGCUUGAAGCGUGGCAUUUAUUUAACUUGUAGUAUAAGACACAAGGACAGAAACCUCAAGGCAGAGCUCUCUAAUUGAACAAACUUCUAAAGCUAAACAUCUCAGUCUGGAACUUCAUUGCAAAUUACUGCAGUUUUCGAAGAAUAACCGAGUUUCAGUUUGCAUAGUGAUUUGAAAGUGAGAAAUUAGAUUGCAGUGUGAAGAACAAGGGUAGGAGAUCACAAUGCAAGCUCAUGAAUUGUUUAGGCAUCUGCGAAUGCCAGAACUCGAUGAUGUAAGGCAGUACGUGCGCACUCUCCCAACCAAUACCCUGAUGGGAUUUGGUGCUUUUGCAGCACUCACAACUUACUGGUAUGCCACAAGACCUAAAGCUCUGAAACCACCAUGUGACUUAGCAAUGCAGUCUGUGGAAGUAGAGGGUGACGAGUAUGCCCGAAGGUCAUCGCUACUUGAUACUGAUGAGCCACUGACAUUCUAUUAUGACGAUGUGAGAACAGUUUAUGAUAUCUUCCAGAGGGGACUACAUGUAUCAAAUAAUGGCCCCUGUUUGGGCAUAAGGAAACCAAAUCAGCCAUAUGAAUGGAUCUCUUACAAGGAGACUGCGGAAAAAGCAGAAUGCGUUGGUUCAGCACUUCUCAACAGAGGUUUCAAACCAUCUCCUGAUCAGUACAUAGGAAUCUUUUCGCAGAACAGGCCUGAGUGGGUUAUCAUUGAACAAGGAUGCUACACUUAUUCUAUGGUGACUGUACCACUCUAUGACACUCUUGGAACAGAAGCUAUCACUUAUAUUGUAAAUAAAGGUGAGCUGGCACUGGUUUUUUGUGAUAAGCCUGAAAAAGCUAAACUUCUGCUGGAUAGCAUUGAGAAGGGAGAAAUGCCAGUCCUCAAAACAAUUGUGAUCAUGGAUCCCUUUGACAAUGAGCUUGUGACCCGUGGAAAGAAAUGUGGAGUGGAUAUCAUCAGUAUGAAAGAAAUUGAGGCAUUGGGAAGAGCCCACAAACAUAAACCUGUAUGUCCAAAACCAGAAGACCUAGCCAUAAUCUGUUUCACCAGUGGAACUACAGGAAACCCCAAAGGAGCAAUGCUUACUCACCAGAAUAUAGUGAGCAAUAUGUCAGCAUUUGUGAAAGCUACAGAGAAAGCAGUUUUUCCUAGUACAGAAGAUACUUUAAUCUCCUUCUUGCCCCUGGCCCAUAUGUUUGAAAGAAUUGUAGAGUCUGUCAUUCUCUGUCAUGGAGCUCGGAUAGGAUUUUUCCAGGGAGAUAUCAGGCUUCUCAUGGAUGACUUGAAAACUUUGCAGCCUACAAUAUUCCCAGUUGUGCCACGCCUGCUGAAUCGAAUGUUUGACAAAAUCUUUGGUCAAGCAAAUACUUCAUUUAAGCGAUGGAUAUUGGAUUUUGCUUCCAAAAGAAAAGAGGCAGAACUUAGAAGUGGUAUAAUUAGAAAUAAUAGCCUGUGGGACAAAAUGAUUUUCCGUAAAAUACAGGCAAAUCUGGGAGGAAAAGUCAGGCUAAUGAUUACAGGAGCAGCUCCUGUUUCUGCAAACGUACUGACCUUCUUAAGAGCAGCUCUGGGUUGUCAGUUUUAUGAAGGCUAUGGACAGACAGAAUGCACAGCUGGCUGUUCGCUGACAGUACCUGGGGACUGGACUGCUGGUCACGUCGGUGCCCCCAUGCCUUGCAAUCUCAUAAAGCUUGUUGAUGUAGAAGAAAUGAAUUACUUUGCUGCCAAAGGAGAGGGUGAGGUUUGCGUAAAGGGGCCAAAUGUGUUCAAAGGUUAUUUGAAGGAUCCUGAAAAGACUGCAGAAGUUCUUGACAAAGACGGCUGGGUACACACUGGAGAUGUCGGGAAAUGGUUACCGAAUGGAACCCUGAAGAUAAUUGACCGGAAAAAACACAUAUUCAAACUUGCACAGGGAGAAUAUAUAGCACCAGAAAAAAUAGAAAAUAUAUAUAUGAGGAGUGAACCUGUUGCCCAGAUAUUUGUCCAUGGUGAAAGCUUGCAGGCUUUCCUAAUAGCAAUUGUGGUACCAGAUCCAGAGGUUUUAUCCAGCUGGGCUAAGAGAAAAGGACUGAGCGGCUCUUAUGAAGAACUAUGCAAAGACAAAGAUCUCAAAAAAUAUAUUCUGGAAGACAUGUUGAAAGUUGGAAAAGACUUUGGCUUGAAGUCCUUUGAACAGGUCAAAGGUAUUGCCCUUCACUCUGAAAUGUUCUCGGUCGAGAAUGGCCUGCUAACACCAACAUUAAAGGCAAAGAGAUCUGACCUACGCAAACACUUCAAGCCCCAGAUAGAAGAACUCUAUGCUAAUAUCCAUAUGUAACUGAGGAAAAAACUGCUGGAGAGAAUGGCAUUUGCUAUUGACCGUCAUAUCUAUAAACUGACUACACCAAACAUAGGGAUGAAAACAGUGCAAUCAUUAACUUGUGUUCAAAUUGGUACUUGACAUAGGAAAAAGGAAGGAAAAUGGAACACUGCCUUACAGUCCACUUGUGUUGCAGACCAUUUUUAAUAGCGACAUACAACUUCCUCAAUGCGCCUUAAACUGUAAAUGGUAUCUGUGUGAUUUGUAAGUUAUUUAAGACUUCCUCAGCCAAAAAUGUGACUCUCUCUCCAAGGCAUGUAAAGGGAUGUGUUGCUAGCACAUUUUAUUGUUUUUAGUAUAUUGUACAGCCAGUGAAUUUUAAAAGGUAUGGUAUGUAGAGGUUUUUAAUGCAUCAUAACAGGAAUGCUGAUAACAGAGUGUCCUUCAUUUUUGUUGGGUCUAGGACCUAGGUGGAAUCUUAGCUGUCUUGGUUCCUUGCUAUUUGGAAGUUUUAUUUAAUUUCUGGAUGUGAAUGCAGCCAACCACAUGAUGGGUGAUCAGAUAUUGUAUCUUUAGAAGUAGUUGAGGGUGUCUUGGAGCUUAGAUGGAACUAGCCAUGCAAUGCAAGGUGGCAGCUUCAUGAGAUCCACAGAUGGUUGGACCAUAGUAGCAUCAUGUUGUAGAGUGCACAUGGGUGUUGAUAGAAUUCCAGUACUGGGGCUAAUGGUCAUGCUCAUUUAUUGCUAGCCACUAGAUUGCCAUAGCAGUGCAGACGUAACCAUUGAUCGCUUAACUUACUGGUCUCUGUACAAAGUUAACUGCUGCUUCUUUUCCACUGAACACAGACUAUUGAGGAAAUAAAAGUAAGUAUCCUGUAUGAAAUUGAUAGGAUCAAAGAGUGAAAAAGUUGGUUAGGUGUACAAAAGAGGCAGGGAAUUGGGAUGUAGUUUUAAUAUGGAUAUCUUUCAUUGUGGGUGGGGAAGGAGACUUGAGUUACCACGUAUCUAUGGCUGUAUUUCUUGGGGGUCGGGGGGAGGUGGAAUUAAGAUGCCUUGUAACUCAUGCUUGAGGUUUUUUCCAUAUAGCAGUCAUUAAUUCCUGUUAAAUAUAUGUAAACAAGCACAACAAAGUUUGCACUAAAGAUUGUGUGAUUGUAAUGCACUACCCAGUUGCAUAAUUUCAUACAUGUGUACCAUAAUUGCACACCAGUAUCCAAGCCAAUACUCCCAGAGUAUUAAGUCACUUGUUACAUUGGAGUUGAAAUGUUUGCUUAGUGUUGGCUAUUUCUAUAUUUUAUAACCAAAAUUUCCAAAAACCAAUGAAGGAAACCAAAAUAAAUAUUUCUGCAUUUAA
Molecule: messenger RNA, 4007 nt
Organism: Varanus komodoensis (Komodo dragon)
Lineage: Eukaryota; Metazoa; Chordata; Lepidosauria; Squamata; Varanidae
Gene: ACSL1
Product: acyl-CoA synthetase long chain family member 1
Exons: 22
Coding region: 576-2672 (698 amino acids)
Biological process (GO): long-chain fatty acid metabolic process; very long-chain fatty acid metabolic process; long-chain fatty-acyl-CoA biosynthetic process
Cellular component (GO): membrane; endoplasmic reticulum
Molecular function (GO): arachidonate-CoA ligase activity
Source: RefSeq, a predicted model, not a curated record